Molecule: messenger RNA, 5188 nt
Organism: Cyanistes caeruleus (blue tit)
Lineage: Eukaryota; Metazoa; Chordata; Aves; Passeriformes; Paridae
Source: RefSeq, a predicted model, not a curated record
GAAACUUUUGUCUGUAAAUUCAGAUCUCUGCCAUCAUCCAGCAUUUUUAUGUUACCCAACAGGAUCAUUUCCUUACUCCUGAGCACAGAUCUGACCUGUGCAUCAAACCCAGAACUUAAUUCUGUUUCUGGGUUCCUCCUUAUCUUGCUGCAUCUGUAGGUGCAGAGGGUUAUUAAGUUAUGUCAGCUGUGAGCUUUAAUUCAGAGUGAUCAGGCAGUCUGGUCACCUUGCACAUGGUGGUUGUUCCUUAACCACAAAAAAUUGCUCCUGAAGUUUCUUGCUCAGGCGCAGUGUCCUUUGGAGUUUGGAAAGUGGAGCUUCACUGUCUGAUUUGCAGAAGCUGCAGAUUUAACUUUGAUGGGGUUUGUGAGGCUGAAGAUCCAAAUCUUGAAAGAGCUGUUCUGCUGCUGGUUUGUGUGGUGCAGAGGUCUUGCUGCUAAGUCUCGUAUGAAAGGAGAAAAGAUCUUGGUGGAAAAGAUUUAUAAACUGUAGAAAAACAAGUUUGCUUAUCCUGUCAGAUUUUCUUGCAGUACUGAAAGGAGAUGAGGUAAAUGCCAGAAUCAGAUCUGUUACUUUUAUACCCUCAGACAAAAUCCUGUGUCUGUGCUUGGUAAUGUGUUAUCUGCACAUCAAGAGAAAAUGACAGGCUUUUUUCACCUUGGUAGUCUGUCUUUCAAAUCAAAUGCAGGAAACAGUGAGUUGCAUCUUAUUUCAUAGCCACUCCUCACCUUUCAGUGCAACUACCAGUAUGCUGACUCUGAAAAUAAAAAUAAACUUGAAAAUUUAUAGUAUUGCACUUUGUGAGCUGCUGCAGCAGAGAGCACCUUUGCUUGACCCGUAGAGAGAGUAGAACUUUUUUUCCCUCAAAUGUCCAUAAUAUAAAAUUAAAUUUAAAUCUCAUUGACAAAAGCCUGUAGCAUUAUGAGGAGUGUGGUUCUGGCUCUACACAAGUAAGCUCCACCAAAUUUUCCCACUGCUGCCAUCCCUUGGCCUUGGAAAAAAGGUAUUUUCUCCAUUACUGCUGGUAUGAAAUACCCAGAGGCUUUGUAAGAAGCAGCAAGUGGUGUCUUCGUGUCCAAUCCUGCAACUGCACAAACACUUGGCAAUAAUUUAAAUGUUUCCAUUGCUCCUGAGGUAUCUGUGGUGUGACAUCUAAGUGUGAAAUUGUCAACUGCUGUCAUAAAAUUUGGAAUAAAAAUAAAGUGAUGCAGCAUGGAAGUCAUGAAGCCCAAGUUGCCUGACACCUUGAUGGAACACAUCCCUGGGAGGUGCUGAGAUAAUCAGCUCAUCUGAUGUGCUUUACUUUUCAGUCAGAGGUGUAAGAUAUCCCUGCAUGACAUCCUCAUCUAACACAGCUUCCUCAGAGCUUUGGAAUCUGCUGUGAGCAUGCUUGGGUUUUUUUUCAGCUUUGUCAUCAAUUAACAAUUAGCAGAAUUUUGUGUGAGGAAGUUCUUUUUUUUUUUUUUUUUUGAGUUCCAUUAGCCACUCGUGUCCUAAAACAGCCAGAGGGGGUUAAGUGUAUAACCUAGGUUUCAUCAGAGGUAUUUCCUUAUUGAUUUCUUUUCUCUUGCAACCAAGCAGAAGCAACAAAAGUAUUGUUGAGAAAUAGCUCUUAUUAAACCUCACAGAUGGCUUUGUAGUUCAGGAUUUUUUAACACAUUUUAGCUUUCAAAAAGGCAUGGAAAUGGAUUGGCAGGAGCACUGGAACUAAGCUAAAUUCUUGGCAGAGUAUAAAGUUGUUGCAGUAGUGGUUAUCAAGGAAGCAGGAAGACACAGGAAUAUUUCAUGUAUAAACUUAGACGUGGCAUCUCUUGAUUUGCUGCUGAAUAAGGAAAACAGAGGUGGGUGGGAGUGAGUUUAUUCUUGCAAUUACAAAACUUGUGGUCUUUAAUCAGCCCCUUGACCAAAGAUGACACACAGUGGUUCAGUGAGGUUUUAAUGAAACUGACUUUUGCAAACUCCCUGGUGUAUUUUGGGGUACUUAGAAUCUGGCAAUGCUUAGAAGAGUCUUGGGGUCCUUGUGCUUUAACAAUUCCUGUCUUGAUUCCAGCUCCAAUCCCAGUACAUUCCCCUCAGAGAAGCACUAGGAAUCAUGCCUUGCUGGAGGCUGCAGGACCAAGCCAUGUGGCCAUCAAUGCCAUCUCUGCCAACAUGGACUCCUUCUCCAGCAGCCGCACAGCUGCCCUCAAGAAGCAGCCAAGUCACAUGGAAGCUGCUCACUUUGGAGACUUGGGCAGAUCAUGUCUGAACUACCAGGCUCAAGAGACCAAAUCAAGCCUUUCCAAGACUCUUGAACAAGUCCUGCAGGACAGUGUAGCCCUCCCUUACUUCAUCCAGUUCAUGGAGCUGCGCAGGAUGGAGCACUUGGUGAAAUUCUGGUUAGAGGCCGAGAGCUUCCACUCUACCACCUGGUCUCGCAUCCGCGCGCACAGCCUGAACACAGUGAAGCAGAGCUCCCUGGCAGAGCCAGUGUCCCCCUCCAAACAGCAGGAAUUGGCCUCCUCUCCUCCUGCUGGGUGGCUGGAGGAGAGGCUGGAGGGCUCUGGCACAGCCCAGCUGCUCCGGCCUGAGCCCGACAGAACUGCCAGCUGCCAGAACAACGUGGGGCUGCUGGGGCAGGAGAGCCACAGCACCAGUGCUCUGGCUCUGAGGAAACCAGAGACAGGGACUCACUCUCUUCCAGCUGAUCAGCAAGGAUCUUCCAAGCUUUCAGUAUCAAAUAGAAACAGCCCCUCCUCUGCACUAAAGGACUUGUCAGGAAAACUCAUGAAAAGUAUAGAACGGGAUGCAGUUAGUACUUUUACCAAAUAUAUUUCUCCAGAUGCUGCUAAACCAAUCCCUAUUACAGAAGCAAUGAGAAAUGACAUAGUUGCAAAGAUCUGUGGGGAGGAUGGCCAAGUGGAUCCAAACUGCUUUGUUACUGCACAGUCCAUAGUGUUCAGUGCAAUGGAACAAGAGCACUUUAGUGAGUUUCUGCGAAGUCACCAUUUCUGUAAAUACCAGAUCGAGGUGCUGACCAGUGGGACUGUGUAUCUGGCUGACAUUCUGUUCUGUGAGUCAGCCCUGUUCUACUUCUCUGAGUACAUGGAGAAGGAAGAUGCAGUUAAUGUAUUGCAGUUCUGGUUGGCAGCAGAUAAUUUCCAAUCUCAGCUUGCUGCCAAAAAAGGCCAGUACGAUGGGCAAGAAGCACAGAACGAUGCCAUGAUUUUGUAUGACAAGUACUUCUCCCUGCAGGCCACACAUCCUCUGGGGUUUGAUGACUCUGUGAGGCUGGAGAUUGAAUCCAACAUCUGCAGGGAGGGGGGGCCUCUCCCCAGCUGCUUCACCACUCCCUUAAGGCAGGCGUGGACAACCAUGGAGACGGUUUUCCUACCUGGUUUCUUGUCCAGCAACCUUUACUACAAAUACUUGAAUGACCUCAUCCAUUCAGUACGAGGAGAUGAAUUCCCAGGAGGGAACAUUGCACUGAGUAUUCAUGGCCCUGGCAGCUCUCCUGACAGUGAUUCCAUAGGGAGCAUGGAUGGCUCUGCCUCCCAGUCCAAUGUCAAAAAGGCUAAUGUUAAAAUCCUGAAAAAUUUUGAUGAAGCAAUAAUUGUAGAUGCUGCAAGUCUGGAUCCAGAGUCUUUGUAUCAACGAACAUAUGCAGGGAAGAUGACAUUUGGAAGAGUCAGUGACCUGGGGCAGUUCAUCAGAGAAUCUGAACCAGAGCCUGAUGUCAAAAAAUCAAAAGGGUCCAUGUUUUCACAAGCAAUGAAGAAAUGGGUUCAAGGAAAUACAGAUGAGGCUCAAGAAGAGAUGGCUUGGAGGAUAGCAAAGAUGAUUGUCAACGACGUCAUGCAGCAGGCGCAGUGUGAGCAGCCUUUGGAGAAGGUCACCAAGCUAUGAUUUUAGAAACUCCAGGACAGAAAAUCUGGUUUCCCACUUUGAGAAUGAGUGAACUUUCUCUAUUGGUGGAUUCUUUAACACAGCCAAUAAAAACAAAGCACUGUUACUCCAACCACUGGAAUCUCCCUCAUUUCUAAGGAAGAAUGAAAAAGAAGCAAUCCUGGACCUCCACUGCAGAGAGUGAAGAAACACUUUUCCCUGGAGCAUGUGGCAUUCACAGUAACGAUGGUUCUGAAAUGAAGAUGCAGUUUACAAGAAACUGUGAUCAACUUCACAAGUACUUGACCUGUCUCAAAAAAAGAUUUCUAAGCAAAAUAUCUGGAAUGGGACACAGAGGCCACAACAAAGGGGAAGGUUGUGGUAUAGUUUCUAGUUCUACUGCUUGUAGUUUUUAAACACAGAAUUGGAAGGGCUGUGAGGCAAAUCCAUUGGCAGUGAAUGACCUGGAAAGUUCUAAGUUUCAUUUUCCAUUACUUGAAAUAGAUGAGUAUUCACCUGUAAGAUAAAUGUAUUUUACUUCAUAACUGCAUUAACUUUAAAGGCAGUGUAGAAGGGUCAGGAACUCCUCCUUGUUGAGCUCCUACACCUGCACACACACACCCACACACCUCUCCUGCUUCUACCACAGAGCAGAUCCAAGGCUGGUCCUGCAGCCCCUCUGCUCCCACCUUCUGAGCAGGUUGGACCCUGCAGGCUGCUCCACUUCCUGUCCUCACCAUCCCACGAGCAAUGAAAAAAGGAAUUGCUGCCAUUCUCCAUCGCUUGUUGUCCUCCACCCAGCGUAGUAUCUAAUUCCAGAUGUUUGGUUUACAAAGAAAAACAAUUUUUAAUGCCCUCUGGCCUUCUUCCUGACACUGUCAACACUUACCAUGUUACACAGCACCUCUCUUUUUUUUCCCCAGCAAAUUGAUUUUGCAGGGUAGCAGAAGUACUCAGUGUCUCACCAUUAUGUUACUGCUGCAUUUUUAGUAUAUGACACUUUUAUUUGGGGUCUUUUUUUCUUUUUUUACUCUAAUGAUUGCUUUUUUCCUCAAACUUGUGCAAAGAAAUCACUAUGUGAAGAACUCAAAUCAUUUCCAAUGUUCAGAAUAUCUUGAUUGACUAGAAAGUGUCAUUCUGUUGCAAUAUUUGAUUGUAUAGAGACACACUGUAUUGUUAUGAAAAAGCAAAAAGGCUGUGUAUAGGUUUUUGGUACUAUGUACCACCUCUUAUUUCUCUCAUACCCAAGCAUUCAUGUACUUAAAACAUACUAUAUUUAAUUGUGUUUUGAUUUAAAAUAUAUAAGUAUUAAAAUUUGUGUUGA